Aplysia californica (California sea hare) is the source of this 660-nucleotide messenger RNA. Its product is annotated as craniofacial development protein 2. Bases 1 to 660 code for a protein of 219 amino acids. The transcript is spliced from 2 exons. Lineage: Eukaryota; Metazoa; Mollusca; Gastropoda; Aplysiida; Aplysiidae. The record is from RefSeq and is a predicted model, not a curated record. Gene Ontology annotation, biological process: chromatin remodeling. Gene Ontology annotation, cellular component: nucleus.
AUGACCCAGAACAAGAUCUCCAUCAUGGGCAUUACAGACAUCAGGAAAAAAGGGACAGGCACAAAAGAGAUCCACUCUAACUUUGUCCUCAUUUGGAAUGGGGAUUUCAUUUCUGAAAGACUCAUCAAAAUCAGCAUUAGAGAGGGCAAAAAGACCACAGACUACAUCCAGGUGUAUGCACCGUGCAACGACUCCUACUCAGACGAAGAAAAGGACUCUUUCUUCGAACAACUCUCGGACUUAAUUAGCAACAUCCCAGACGAGGAAGACCUUUAUGUAAUGGGAGACUUCAACGGAAGAGUCGGAGAGAGAAGAACACCGUGGACAAAACACCUGGGUCCACACAGUGACCACAGAACACCAUGCAAUUAUAACGGCAACCAUGUACUGGAACUGUGUGCAGAGCACGACUUAUUCAUCACCAACACCUUCUUCCAGCACAGAGCCUCUCAGAUCUACACCUGGUACAGAUGGAACAACAUCAUGGUCUCAUCACAGAUCGACUUCAUAUUAACGAGAACACGAAUGCGGAUCACAAUCACAGACUCAAGAGCCAUCCAUAAUGCAGGCCUGGACACAGACCACAGGCCAAUCAUCACAACGUUGACCACCAAGAAAGAAAGAAAACCAAAAAACAUAAAAGACAGCAAGAGAGACUAA